CUCCAGACGGGUAUAAAGCUCGGGGGAGAUGAGCAGGCGGCGCGUGGUGGGCGCGGGGCGGCGGUGGGUUUGCAGCGCGACCAUGGAAGGGGAGGGUCCCCGCAGCAUCCACUCGCAGGGCAUCGCCGCCACCCACCACGUGCCCAUGCGGGUCAUCAUCCGGCCCCUCCCGCCGGUCCUGGACGAAGACAAAGUGGGGAGCCUCAUGCGGACCGUCCAGGAGGAUGCCGAGCAAGUGCCCCCGAUAGAUGUGCUCUGGAUCAAAGGCACCCAGGGGGGCGACUAUUUCUACUCCUUCGGCGGGUGUCACCGUUACGAGGCCUACAAGCGCCUGAACAAGGAGACCAUCCCGGCAAAAAUCGUCCGAUCGACCGUCAGUGACUUGCGCACCUACCUGGGCUCCUCUCUACCUGACCUGCGAUAGCGUGGGACCCCCACCGUUGCCAGGGGCUUGUUCUGUGGCAACUUUGGGACAACUAGAAACCCCGAAUCUGUCCGAGGCCUUGGGCGUUCUCCCAUCCUUCUUGGACCUCUGGGAUGAGUUUCCGUAUCUUCUGCUUCCAUCAUGCAGGUUUUUCUUGCAUCCUUCUGGUCUCCAAACCAGCUUUCUGUAAGAAGGCUCCACCCUAUUAAAAACAUUAUUAUGUAGGUGCACUAUAUAAGUAUAGCCAAUCCACUUUGGCACCCAAAGGUUAAUACACUUCUCCCAAGACAAUAAUUAUUUUUGAAUCUUUGUAAUAUAACGUACAUGCAAAAAAAUGCUUCUCUAAUGGUUCACCAAAAUAAAUCGUUCAGACUUACAAGCGACUACAAUAUUUACAAUGCAGAGACAUCUUUUUUUAGUGGUUGAAACAAAAAAAUCAUUACAACUUACACAUUUGUCAGUCAUCAAUCAUCAGUCCUAUUCUGGCGUAGACAAUCUUUUUUUUGAUUAUUUAAACAAUGAAACGUAACAACGUACACAUUUGUCAAUAAUCACUUAAUAAAUCAUAUUUUUGGCUUCUGCGUAUUUUGUCUUGGGCUGACGAGACUCCGGUAGGUUUGGUCUCGGAAAUCCGAGACCAAACCUACCGGAGUGAUGAUUAACAAAUGUGUAUGUUGUUAAGUUUAAUUGUUUAAAUAAUAAUAAAAAAGAUGUAAAUAUUGUAGCCACUUGUGCAUCUGAAUGAUUUAUUUUGGUGAACAAUUAGAGAAGCAAUGUAUUGUCGAAGGCUUUCACGGCUGGAAUCACUGGGGUGCUGUGUGGU
Molecule: messenger RNA, 1247 nt
Organism: Sphaerodactylus townsendi
Lineage: Eukaryota; Metazoa; Chordata; Lepidosauria; Squamata; Sphaerodactylidae
Gene: SRXN1
Product: sulfiredoxin 1
Exons: 2
Coding region: 29-424 (131 amino acids)
Biological process (GO): cellular response to oxidative stress
Cellular component (GO): cytoplasm
Molecular function (GO): sulfiredoxin activity
Source: RefSeq, a predicted model, not a curated record